Molecule: messenger RNA, 588 nt
Organism: Heterostelium album PN500
Lineage: Eukaryota; Evosea; Eumycetozoa; Acytosteliales; Acytosteliaceae
Exons: 3
Coding region: 1-588 (195 amino acids)
Biological process (GO): regulation of transcription by RNA polymerase II
Cellular component (GO): nucleus
Source: RefSeq, a predicted model, not a curated record
AUGGCGAAGCAACAUCAGUGUCCACAGUGUCCAAAGACAUUCAAGACAGCAAAGGCACUGCGACUGCACUCUGCUACACACGUGCCAAUCGAUGAACGCUACAACUUCCCAUGUACCUACGAAGGAUGUCUACGUGUGUACACCAAGAAAUCCAAUCUAGACAGUCACAUCAAGCAAUUCCAUAUCGGUGAGGAAUGGAUAUGCAAACAUCUUAUUCCACUCAAAGACAAAGUUAAAUCGAAAUCAAAGUCGAAAUCAAAGUCAUCGACUCUAGCAGAGACUCCAACAACUGCUGAAGGAUCAAGUGAUAAAGCAGAGGAAAUGAUUAAAGAUGAAAAUGAAUUGGUGGAAUGUGGACAAGUGUUUAUGUCAAAGACCGCAUGGAAACGACAUACUUUAAAUUUACACAAUGGACAACCAAAGAUCAGACAACCAAAGAAAUCUAAAGUUGAUAAGGUCUAUGACGCACUAGUUGGUAGUAAAGUUCCAUUUUCAGAUAAACAACACUCCUAUUUCAAUAAUAAUAAAUCUUACUUAUUCUUAUCAAAAUGGGGUGGUGGGUUGAUCGAGGCUUUCAAUCAAAAAUAA